AUCGGGCGAUCGUGCAGCGUCACCAACGGCCAGUCAACCAAUUGCGUGUUACGAAACUUUUAGCACCAAUUUUGUAUUUGUCCACGAGCUGCUUCCCCUCCAGGUUUCAGGUCUGGUAAGGUUAGUGAAGAUGAUGGACGCACUGUCGGUGGUGAGUCAGCUGCGGGACCUCGCCUCUGAGCCGCAGAACCGAGACGUGAUAGUCCAGGAUGAAGGUUGCCUACCAGGGCUGGUUCUUUUCCUGGACCACAAGGACCCAGAGGUGCUGUUUGCAACUCUGCAGACCCUGCGCUACUUGGCUGAGUUGCCCCCCAACAUCCCCAUCAUGAACAAUGAACUGGGUAUGAUGGUGAGCUUGGAGAGUCUAAUGGCGAGGGAGGGCGUGUCUGUUGAUAUCACAGCCUUGGCGCAGGAGGUGUAUGACAUUCUGUGUGCACCUGCUAAUCCUGUACGCCGCACACCUGAGACCCAGAGGAGAAAGAAAUCACAGUUCUUUAUUAACUCGUCCAACAAGAAGGCCAAGUCUGUCACUCUGCACAUCCAGGGGCUGGACAGUUCUGACCAGCGAGGCUUGUGUGAGGAGGCUCUUCUGAAGGUCAAGGGAGUGAUCAGCUUCACUUUCCAGAUGGCCUCCAAGAGAUGCACCGUCCGCAUUCGUUCAGAUCUACCCACUGAGAGUCUGGCAUCGGCCAUCGCUGCCACCAAGGUGUUGUCAGCCCAACAGGUGGUGAAGAAUGAGGCAGGAGAAGAGGUUUUUAUCCCUCUUAGCUCAUCUGGAGUAGAGGUGCAGCAAAACACAGCUAUACCAGACUACCUCCCAGAGGAAGAGGAAAACCAAGAGAGUGAGGUUGACCGCGCAAUUUCCCGCACCACAGCCAAGGAUGAUUCUAACGGAAGCUGGCUCAGUUCUGCCGCCAGUUUCCUCACCAAGACCUUCUACUGGUGAAACUGGUGAAACUGGAGCUCUGUUAUUCCCUGCGACGCCAAGUGGUGCUAAAAGACUCCUCCCUACUGCUGUGUAUGUUACUGGAGUGGACAUUACUGGCUGGUAGCUCACCAGUCACGGUCAGAAUUUCACCAGCUUGUCAUCAAUUUCUGUGAAUAAUUACAAAUUAUCAACAUGUGCAAAAGCACUUCUGAGUUUGAGAUUUCAAUGUAUUCUACUUUGAUCAGAACUGGAGGCCACACACUUGAAAAACAUAUUCUUGACCUGUGUAAUGCUGUUUUGCAUCCACUAUUAUUAUGAAAUGUAUAUAUUUCCUUCAAAUCAGUUUCCUUUCCAACUUCUCAAACUGUCAAUUUUCUCCCUACAUGUAAAAAGAUUUUUAAGUUUCUCCUCU
Molecule: messenger RNA, 1340 nt
Organism: Thunnus maccoyii (southern bluefin tuna)
Lineage: Eukaryota; Metazoa; Chordata; Actinopteri; Scombriformes; Scombridae
Gene: armc1l
Product: armadillo repeat containing 1, like
Exons: 7
Coding region: 131-946 (271 amino acids)
Molecular function (GO): metal ion binding; protein binding
Source: RefSeq, a predicted model, not a curated record